CGGAGCCGGGGCAGACAUGGCGGGGCAGAUGGCUGUGCUGGGCUCUGCUGUGCUGGCCCUGCUCUUAGCCAGCUACCUGGCCCAGCAGUACCUGCCCAUGCCCACCCCCAGAGUGAUCGGGAUCGACCUCGGCACCACCUACUGCUCCGUCGGCGUCUUCCUGCCCGGCAGCGGGGACGUGAAGGUCAUUGUGGAUGAGAGUGGGCACAGCAGCAUCCCCAGCGUGGUCUCCUUCACGGACACAGGGGUGCAUGUGGGCUAUGAGGGCCUGGAGCUGGCUGAUGCCAAUCCUCAGAACACCAUAUAUGAUGCCAAGAGAUUCAUUGGGAAAGUCUUCACUUCAGAAGAGCUGCAGAGUGAAAGCAGCAGGUAUCCCUUUAAGGUUGUCAACAACAAUGGAUUAGCUGAAUUUUCUGUGACAACUAAUGAGACCUUUCACAUCACUCCAGAGCGCAUUGGCUCUAAGCUGCUGCUGAAACUGAAGAAAAUGGCAGAAGCCAACCUUGGCAUGUCCAUUUCCAAGGCAGUCAUCUCCGUGCCAGCAGAGUUUGAUGAAAGGCAGCGGAAUUCUACCAUUAAGGCAGCUAACCUUGCAGGGCUCAGCGUUCUGCGAGUAAUCAAUGAGCCCACAGCUGCUGCUAUGGCUUAUGGUCUCCACAAAGCUGAUGUGUUUAAUGUUCUGGUGGUGGAUUUGGGUGGAGGAACUUUGGAUGUGUCUCUGUUGAACAAGAUGGGAGGGAUGUUCAUCACUCGAGCCAUGGCAGGUAACAACAAACUUGGAGGACAGGACUUCAAUCAGAGGUUGAUGGUGUAUUUGUAUGAUCAGCUCCGUCAAAUGUACGGUUCUCUGCCAACACAAAAAGAGGAGAUUCACCGCCUCAGACAGGCUGUGGAAGCUGUUAAAUUAAACCUGACUGUCCAUGAGACAGCUACACUGAGGGUGCUGUUGACUCUGCCAGCAAACAAGCUUACAAGAGAACUUGCAAAAAGCCAGGUAAAAACAAACAGUGCACUAAAAGACGAGGCCUCACAGAACAAAAAGGAAAUGAAAAAUCUUGGAGAUGAUUCCAAAGUAGAGGACAACUUUGUCGAAGUUGUGUUUGAAACAGAAAUCUCUCGGGAGCUGUUUGAGAUGUUAAAUGAGGACCUUUUUGAGAAGAUUCUUGUGCCCAUUGAACAAGUGUUGCAGGAAGGGCACCUGCACAAAGCAGAAGUAGAUGAAAUUGUGUUAGUCGGAGGCUCCACACGGAUUCCCAAAAUACGUGAAGUUAUUCGGGACUUCUUUGGAAAGGAGCCCAACACCUCCGUGGAUCCCGACCUGGCAGUUGUGACGGGCGUAGCCAUCCAGGCAGGAAUUCUUGCUGGGUCCUGGCCUCUCCAAGUCAGUGCCAUAGAAAUCCCUAACAAGCAUUUACGGAAGACUAAUUUUAACUGAAAAGAAACUCUUCUCAAUUGCAUUCCAGCUCUCCAAAAGGAUCCAUACUUACCUGACUGGCAAUUGAGCCUAAUCUUAGCUACAUUCUAUUCAAUUUUCACCUGUUCCCAUUAGGUGUUACUGGACACCUACCUUUGCUAAAGCUUGAUGUUACUUUAAAGGUACAAACGUGUUCUGAAGUGUGCUGUGUUUACUUGGAGAUGGGAUAUUGAAUGAAAAGGCCAGUGAUGACACACCCGUAUUCUCUUGCUAAAUUUUAUUAGCAAAUCCUGGAGCAGUGUGUAUUUAAAGUGUAAAGGGAGUUUGACCAAAGGUUUGAGGUGAUGUGGUGCUGAGGUGUUCCUGGGUCCAGUGUAUUAGCUUGGAAGGACUGUGAAGCAGCGUUAAUGCGCAGAGUGCUGGCAGUGUUCAGCUUACACUUAUUGGUUAGAUUGAGCCAUUCAAACAUUUAAGCACCUUUCCUAAAGGCAUCUUGCAGCUUAAAUGAGACUGAGGCAUUCACUUGAUUCUUCUGCUGUUCAUAACAGCAUAAUGGUAUUGCUGAGGCUCCGUGGCAAAUUGUCCCAUUAUUAGGAAACCUUAUUGAAAAUGUAGCUCUUGCCAGUGCAGUUUCUUGGUCUCCAAGGGCUUCAUUCCUGACCUGGCUGUGAUGGUUAAACACAGGUGCUGCUGUUUUACCACUGAUGUUCUCCACAGAGAACGAGGGUAUGUUGCCAAGUAUUCAUACCUGCCCCUGCCUUAUUUUAAAUCUACGCUGAUUUUAUGUAUCUUGAAGCUACACCUGCCUGUCUUCCCUUGAAUUUGACCAACAUGAAUCUCAGCGUUCUGCAUAUACAAGUGUGUGACAUCUCCCUGAAGUAUCCCAAGCCAUACUGUGCUUGGGGAGAAAGUGUGGGACAGAAGGGAAGGCCUGGAUGAAAUGUUGUUCCUGUAGCCCUAGAAAAUGAAAAUUGACCCAACUACUUUGUGCUUUUUAGCUCUUAUGUGGUUUAGGUUUUGUCAUAUCCCCACCCUAAACUGAACAGAGGUUAUAUCUGUCCUAUUGGGAAAGAAGCAGUGUUGUGUGUAACUCAGGGUUUGAGGUGGCACUUCUUAGGACUCUUUUAGGCAAAUAGGUAGCUAUCCAGAUAUCUUGAAAAUGUGUGAGGAGAACAAAGUUACUGAUCUGAAA
This is a messenger RNA of Ficedula albicollis (Collared flycatcher), 2606 nucleotides long. It is a transcript of the gene HSPA13, whose product is annotated as heat shock protein family A (Hsp70) member 13. The record is from RefSeq and is a predicted model, not a curated record. Gene Ontology annotation, cellular component: cytosol; cytoplasm; nucleus. The transcript is spliced from 5 exons. Gene Ontology annotation, molecular function: ATP hydrolysis activity; misfolded protein binding; ATP binding. Gene Ontology annotation, biological process: cellular response to unfolded protein; vesicle-mediated transport; protein refolding. Lineage: Eukaryota; Metazoa; Chordata; Aves; Passeriformes; Muscicapidae. The coding region runs from base 17 to 1435 and encodes 472 amino acids.